Messenger RNA from Paramacrobiotus metropolitanus, 2908 nucleotides. RefSeq lists its product as uncharacterized. The record is from RefSeq and is a predicted model, not a curated record. NCBI's taxonomy places the organism in Eukaryota, Metazoa, Tardigrada, Eutardigrada, Parachela, Macrobiotidae. Bases 356 to 2251 code for a protein of 631 amino acids. The transcript has 5 exons.
GUCAGCGAGUGCAUCCUAAGAACGAACUCGCAACACCUCGCGCUUUGCGAUCGGUGCAAAUAGAUCUGAGUGUCUCAUUCCUAAUGAUGUCUUCACAAAAUUGUGGACGGACUUUUUUACGGUCACUAAAUACUAUUAGAAAUCCGGUAUUCUCAAAGUUUCUGCUGGAAGAAAAAUUGUUAAUCGAAGGAAAAUGUCCUCCAAUUUCUGCUAAGGCCUAAGCUAGCACUUUCGCCAAGCGCAGCCUUCUUGAGCAGUCAAGUUCCAUAUAUACCAUAUGCUCCACGGGGUAACGUUUGCGCCGACUACCGGGGGAAAUAUCGCAACCAAUGUUCGCUUAUAGAGUGUGCCGGGCAUGGAACUGCCAGUAGCGCUCGGAUUGCCUCGUUUUCGCCGCCUCCUUGCCUCGGUGAAUGACCAGACGAUUAGCUAUCAGAACACAGUAACCGUACUAACGGACGAAGGAGCGUGGUGGCUGGGCUUCAUCGAGGACUUCGACGAGCACCGGGUCUUGGUCCACUUCGACUCCACCACCGUGCAGCACUGCUGGAUUCCUGCUGGCCGCGUAUGGCCACAUUUUUUUCUGCACUCUAAGCACACUUCUCCCCGUUCGCAGUCAGGCGUGCCAGGAAUGCGGGUGCACGUGGCGCUGCGCGACGAAGACAACGGCCCCUUCCGCUUCCGGCCUGCCACCUGGCUGGACUCGGUCUCUGCAUGUAAAAUGCACUACGUCGUCCUGGACGCCGUGGACGGCGCGGGAGCGCCGGCGCAGCGUGUGGAGGUGGUUGACUUUUGCCAAGUGUCCUCGUCGCUGCCGCCCACGGAGAUGAACCGACCCAUACCGCCCAGCGCUUAUCCGAUGCCACAGUGCGGAACCCACUACACCAAGUAUAUCCUCGGCCUGCCAGGGGCGCAGCUCAUGUUGCAGGAACCAGGCGACGCUCUGCGAGUCAUUCAGUGCUUGCGGGCGUCCAACGCCAUGUUGGGACGCCUCGUUCCCGACUACUGCCGCUUCCACCUACAGAUCGGCAUCGACUGCUGCGUGGUGGUUUUUGACACCUGUGGUUUUCGCCUGAAUUGUCGUUCGGAGCAGGAAAGUCUGGACCGGCUGUACCGCACGCUGCAAACGCACGUGGGCAAUGCGGCACGUCGCCGCGACAUGCUGCCACCGACAGAUCAGCGCAUGCGUAGCAAUCCGCGCGAAAGAGUGGCUUUGCUUAGUGACGCCGACCAGCCUGCUGCCGGAGACGUCAACAUCCAGCAUGUACCGUACUGCAUUAUGUCGGAGGCAUUCACGCACUUAGAACUGCACACACAGGCCAGCGUAGGACGGGUAUGCGCAUUAUGGCAGCAGCUCCUGACCGCCUUUCGCCCGCGUGAGCACGUGACUUUAACCUUUGCCGCGUGCACCACCACCUAUCGUCACACCGACCCGGAGGACGCCUGCAGCGUCACUAUUGAUCACUGGGCACGGAAUGAAAAUUACUGCUUCCGGCUGGCAUCCCUACUGAACCGGGACGUCACGUCGGCCACCAAAAGCCUCACCGUCACCGGCACGAACCUUUGCAUUCAUAACGUGGACUUUUUGAUCAGUUUUCUCACCAUUCGCAACAUCCGGUUACCCUUGGUGAUUAUCAAGGAUUUCACCAAUUCCUGUUUCGCCCACACUGUCAACUACAGAAGCUUUAGAUACAGCCGGCCCAGCCAAUUGUGGGAUCGGUGUGAAGCGGUGCUACUACUCAAUGGUCGCGUCAGUGGCAUCUUCCGCGAUUCAAUCUUCAGUCUUUUCAUCUGUCGUGGAGAGCGCCGCGCGUUGCCGCUGCACGCCAGACACUGGAUGAAUCCGCGCCUGCAGGAGUUGACGAUGCCCUUAUUCCUGUGUCGGCUGCCGCUCGCGGAAACUCCGAUGAUGAGCAUCGACGCGCUGCAGAUCACCAUUCCCCGGCUACGGCUGCCGUGGCGACAGGGCUAUUGGCACGUGCUCAGUCGGCUGAUGUGGGCCGUCAACGAGCACUGCCCGCCGGUGGUGGAGGCCGUGUACGUUAAGGUCCAGACCGUGUAUGCCCGCUGGGUACUGACGCUGGUCUAUCCCGAGCAGUGGGACACUAUCCGCAGCUACCUGCAAGUGUUCCACGGAUUUCAUACGGACGGCACUCCGCGGCUGUGGACCACGGUGGAUCUGCGCACUGUUAACGUGCGCCGACUCAGCAAACUGGCAGUGCUGGGCAUCAGCGAGAUGUUCAGCGUCUGACCCAGUGAGCAGCGUUCACAUGACGGGGUUGGGUAGUACGCCACCACCGGCGCGAUGAUCCGCAAUCUACUUUGCACUGGGAUAGUCAGCGUGAAGACGCGGAUGCUAUUGCUGAACUUAGCCAUCCGACAGAUUUUGAAAGUCCUUUCUUAUUCUUGACGUUUCUUGGUUUCCUUUUUUUUCGUUUCUUUUAGUGUUGUUUAAGGAAAAUGGCCCGGUACAUAGCGUCCAAAAUGGUAUACAUACACUAAAACUUUCGCUUGCGCGCACUCCGAAUAACUUUUUUGUAAAACUUUAUGUCAUCCUAAAGCUAAAUGAUUUGUUAACAUUGUUCUGAAAACCGCUUGCGCGCGCAACAUCCGGUUGCGGAGAUAUAGUGCAACAAAAUGGGCGAAAAGUUUAAAUGAAUUGUCGUGCACCAAAAGUCAGGUUAUUACCCGAUCUUCUUGAAACUUUGCUGUAAAAGACAUAUGACCAUAAGGUCGAAAGUGAACCAAUUUCCGGUUCGUAGCACUUUCCCAUAAUUUCAAAAUAAAUUUUAAAAUUUUUGAAGGUGAGGAAACACUUAUCCGCUGCAAGUGUAGGAAGGGCAUUGGUGUUGUGUUGUUGUGUUCCAAUUACAGAUCAGAGAGAAGUUGUACCCGUUGCCAGAGCGUC